ACAACCAUGUCAUGGGGAGUGGGCUGUCUCAAGAGGCCGCACCCUAUGUCUCCUGCCCCUUCUACAGACUCUGUAGCUCUGCCCAUUAGUACAAUAGCAGCCUCCAGGAGGAGAUGCCAUGACCUUCACCUUCACAGCCCUGCUCUGUCUGGGACUGGCUCUGGGCCUUGGGACACCAGUGCUGGCAGGAAUUCCACUGAAACCUGUGCUAAGAGCACAGCCAGACUAUGCUGUCCCCGAGAAUUCGACAGUGACCUUGCUGUGUGAGGGGACCAUGGGAGCUACAUACUAUAAUCUGUAUAAAAAUGGAAAACGAUAUUCACUGCACACAGAGCUUUUACAGAAUAACAGCAAGGCUGCAUUCUCAAUAUCAAAAAUAGGUCCUCAUGAAGCAGGUAGAUAUUUCUGUGAAUAUUGGACCAGUGAUGGAUGGUCAGGGUACAGUGACACCGUGGAGCUCAUGGUGACAGGGGCCUCCAAUAAACCCAGCCUGACAGCCCAGCCCAGCCCUGUGGUGACUGAAGGAAUGAAUGUCACCCUCCAGUGUGUCUCAAGGCAACCACAAAACAGUUUCAUUCUGACUAAGGAUGGACCACCAAAGAGCUCUUCGACGCUGGGAUCACAGUAUAACCACUCUACUGAUCCUUAUCAGGCCCUGUUUUCUGUGGGUCCUGUUACCUCCAGCCAAAGGUGGACAUUCAGAUGCUAUGGCUUUAAUAAGAACAGCACACUGGUGUGGUCAGAACCUAGUGAGCCCCUGGAGCUCCUGUUCUCAGGGUCCCUCCACAAACCCACCCUCAGGGCUGAGCCAGGCCCUGUCAUCGCCUCAGGAAGAUCCAUGAACAUCUCCUGUCAGGGGACUCUGGAUGCAGAAAUGUGUUUUCUGCAUAAAGAGGGUACACAGACCACAAAGGAGCUUGGGAACAAGUGCACACGCUCCAUUCCUUCUGUGGCACAGCAACAUGCAGGACAGUAUCGCUGUUACUGUUACAGCUCAGCUGGCUGGUCAGAGCGCAGUGACACCCUGGAACUGGUGGUGACAGGAAUGUACAAUGAUAACCCCUUCCUGACAGCACUGCCCAGCCCUGUGGUGACCUCAGGAGGGAACAUGACUCUGCAGUGUGCCUCACGGUAUGGAUAUGACAAGUUCGUUCUCACCAAGGAAGAUGAGAAAUUCUCCAGCUCCUGGGACUCACAGUAUAUAGGCAAUGGCCACCAAGCCAUAUUCUCUGUGGGCUCUGUGACCCCUGUCCACAGCGGAACAUUCCGAUGUUAUGGUUACUUAAAGAACACCCCACAGUUGUGGUCAGUACCCAGUGACCCCCUGAAAAUACACAUCUCAGGCCUGUCCAAGAAGCCCUCCCUGCAGACUCAGCAAGGCCACAUCCUGGACCCUGGAAAGAGCCUCACCCUGCAGUGUUGCUCUGACAUCAACUAUGACAGAUUUGCUCUGUACAAGGUGGGGGGAACAGACUUCACCCAGCAUCAUGGCCAGAGGACCCAGGCUGGCCUCUCAGUGGCAAACUUCACACUGGGCUCUGUGAGCAGAACUACCGGUGGCCAGUACAGAUGCUAUGGUGCACACAACCUCUCCUCUGAGUGGUCAGCCUCCAGUGACCCCCUGGAUAUAUUGAUCUCAGGAGAGAUUCCUGCAACUCCUACCCUCUCAGUGAGGCCAAACUCCACAGUACAGUCUGGAGAGGACGUGACCCUGCUGUGUCAGUCAACAAACAAAGUGGAUACUUUCAUUCUGUCCAAGGAGGGAGCAGCACAUCAACCCCAGCAAAUGAAAUCAAAGUCCCAAGAUUGGGGGUCCCAGGCUGAAUUCUCCAUGAGUGCUGUGACCUCUGCCCUCUCAGGCACCUACAGGUGCUAUGGUUCUCGAGAUUCAUCUCCCUACCUGCUGUCACAUGCCAGUGCCCCUGUGGAGCUCUCUGUCUCAGGAGAGGUGACCCUGAACUCUACAGGCCUGGAAAGGUACCUGAAGGCUCUGAUCGGAGUCUCUGUGGCCUUCCUCCUGUUCCUCUUCAUCCUCAUCUUCCUCCUCCUCCGACGAAAGCAUCAGGGAAAGUUCAGGAAGGAUGAAAGAGACAGAACUGCAACUUCCUGCAGGAGCUAUAGAGCCAGUAAUCAGACACAGAGGCCGCCAGAAGAGAUGCUUCAGUGGAGGACAAGAAACCUAAGGAUGGUGUCGAGCUGGACAUUUUGGCUGCUGACUACAAAGAGCCCCAGGAUGUGGUCUACGCCCAGCUGUGCAGCAGCUCACUCAGACAGGGGACCCCUGCACCUCCUCCUUCCCUGGCUGGAGAAGCCCCAGAGGAGCCCAGUGUGUAUGCUGCUCUGGCCGUCGCUGGACCGGGUCCUGUUCCCAAUAAGGAGGAACAAUGAUGCUCCGCCUGCCAGAAGUCCUACAGAGACCUCUGAUUGAUUCUGUGGACAUCUGGGACCUGGCUGCGUUUUAAAAAAUCAAACGCUUUGGAAAUAAAGCACAUUUCUCAAUAAUCAAGUGAAAUGAGAAAUGAGAUGGGAGGGAGGGGCUUCGCACGGAGCACUGAUUUAGUGACGUCACACAUCAAAGCCACGAAAUGAGAACAUUUCAGGCGUGGUUGCACAGAUCCGGAAUCGCAACCCAAUAAAACGUAUUUUAUUGCUUAAUAAAUACAAAACCUGGGAGGGAAAACUGGG
This is a messenger RNA of Phodopus roborovskii (desert hamster), 2685 nucleotides long. Its product is annotated as leukocyte immunoglobulin-like receptor subfamily B member 3. The transcript has 12 exons. The record is from RefSeq and is a predicted model, not a curated record. Lineage: Eukaryota; Metazoa; Chordata; Mammalia; Rodentia; Cricetidae. The coding region runs from base 119 to 2428 and encodes 769 amino acids. Gene Ontology annotation, biological process: cytokine-mediated signaling pathway. Gene Ontology annotation, molecular function: inhibitory MHC class I receptor activity.